AGUUAUAGACAAUCGGUGCAGAAGAGAUCGGUUGACAGUUCUUGCGGUGAAGUUUGAUGAUCCGCAUGCGCAUUUCAUAGAUCAUCGCGGUCACGCGCCUCGCCACUCUGUCUGCCGCUCUAAACCUCAAACCUUCGUCAUCGAACCACCACCACCCCGCACCAGAAUGGCGACGGUAGAAGGCCGUGCAGAACCUCUGUCAGCGAACAAGACACCGCCAAACCUGCCCUGGCCUGACAUCUCUUCGCGCGCCAAGUGGUCUGUGUCGUCCUACAAAUUUGGAUUCGGGGCCGAAUGUCUCUGUGACGGAGACCCGGAAACGUUUUGGCACUCGGACGGACCACAGCCGCAUUUUGUGACCAUCGAGUUUCCCCGAAAAGUUGCCAUCCAGAAGCUUUGUAUAUAUCUAAGCCACCCACAAGACGACUCGUACACGCCUUCCGCCCUUGCAAUAAGAGCAGGCACAGGCUACAGCGACCUCCAGGAUGUCAGGAUGAUCACAUUCGAGCGACCGGACGGGUGGAUCACAUUCGACGUUUCUUCAGAGCCUAACGAGGACGGGGAUGGGCUGAAGCCGGUCUAUGCGUAUUUGUUGCAGAUAAUCGUCGUCGCCAAUCACAUGGGUGGAAAAGACACGCAUGUUCGCGGCCUGCGAGUCCUUGGCCCUGUCGAUGACGGGGGCACUGACGAGGAUCCAUUCCCCUUCAAGCAUCCACAAUUCAAAAUGUUUGAAACGAUUCGGUGAUUUUAUCAUUUUUGUUUUGGUGAUAGUGAAUUGUAUUGCAUUUACCAGUCAGAGGACGCCUCGUUGAGUUGUCCCGGGGAAAGCCGCCGCCGCUCGAUUAUCAAGAUGGAGAGCAGAAUAUCGUCAAACAAUGCCUGCAACUGCUUGAGAUGCUGUUUGUUACAAGAAACGGGAAGACGUACUUGACCGACCGGGUAUAUCCGUAGUUUAGAGAGAGGUGUGGGUUCGGUUCCCUGUGGCUUCAGGGAAGCACCUUUGAAUUGAGCUAUCUUCGCAUGGUAGGGUGACGGGAAUUUCUCCGAGGCCAUAUAACACUGUCAGUUGUUCAGACCACCGACCUUGCGUCGGAUUGGACAGGAGAACGGACAUUGAAUAAUCCUGUAACUUCGUCGACCAGUUCCCACCGAAGAUGUUGCGAACGGUCUGGUCGGAACUUCCAAACCCAUCUGUUCAUCCGACUUUUGCCAUAGAUAGCAUCUUUGAUCUUCUUUUGCACUGCACCCACACAGACCGUGCUGGGGAUCGCCGAUUUCCCCAUUCUGAGAACGAUAAGACGCGGUGUCAGUGUUGAAUGACCAACAUACUCGAACUCGGCUGCAACGUGGAGGCCGGCGCUCUUGUGAAUCGUAGUAAUAAAGGAGGAUGGAUUCAAGCAAUUGAGGGAGACAGAGAUCGUGUACACGGGACGCGAGUCAGGGAAACCUGGCGGCGGUAGAACCAGCAUCGUGUUGUACCCUUGCGGUGAAAGUGUGUAGUUGACUGGGUCAACUGGUAUCCUCGCCUCUUCAUAGCUACCACAUUGUCAACACCAGCGGUCAAACGAGGCAAGGACCGGAGAACUUUGGCGGUGAUUCUGUCGGAGCAGCCUCUAUCCCACCCUGCAGUCUCAACCAGUCGCUGUGGUCCCUAUCGGACGAUAGAACUUGCGGUUCGAUGUAUGGAUCCAGUGUGAAGUUCUAAGGAGGUGCAAGGGUUGGAGUCUGAGAGCAAGUCGUGGUUAAGGCAGCUUUUACAUCAUGACUGAUGGAACUUGGGAACCCGAGAACUAGAAGGAAGGACUUGGCGAAGCCUCACUGGUUGCGGGCGGGCAUAGAAUCCAGGCGUACUGCACCGUAUCACGAUCGCGA
Messenger RNA from Mycena citricolor, 1872 nucleotides. NCBI's taxonomy places the organism in Eukaryota, Fungi, Basidiomycota, Agaricomycetes, Agaricales, Mycenaceae. The record is from the annotation of a GenBank genome assembly.